AUGAUACCAACUGAAACAAAAUAUUUUUUGGAACGUCUCUCUGGGUUUCACGCGUCUCGAACUCCCCAGACCCCACCAAAGUGUUCACCAAACUCGAGGAACACCAGGUGUCAGCGGGCUUCAACCGAACGAAUCAAGAAGCAGGUAUUUGAGCACCACUGGCCCCCUCACUUUCACAUCAUCUACGAUGUUCCAGAAGGAGGUUUGAUGAAGGAAGUUGUCAUAGCCGUGGAAAAGGAUCAAAAAGGAAUUUGUAAUCAUGGAGCGGCAAGUGGAACAUUUCACUUUCGUGUCCGGACAUUGUCGGCCCGCAAUCACAGCCACCCACAUGACGGCCGUUCAUUCAUCCACGAUCAUUCCCUCCUCCUUAAUGAGACACGCCACCUACGACCGGUUCGAUAUAAAUUAUGA
This is a messenger RNA of Apis laboriosa (Himalayan honeybee), 411 nucleotides long. RefSeq lists its product as uncharacterized. The record is from RefSeq and is a predicted model, not a curated record. The coding region runs from base 1 to 411 and encodes 136 amino acids. Lineage: Eukaryota; Metazoa; Arthropoda; Insecta; Hymenoptera; Apidae. The transcript is spliced from 4 exons.